AUGACCUCAAACGUCCUCAUCAGACGUACUUACCCAUACUUUAUACGCCGCAAUACUCGUGGCUCUUUACCUGUCUACACGGAUAUUCGUAACGGUGGUACAAAAUACCAAGUAUCAAUCAGGAACGUGCAUGGUCAAUUAAACUCUCUUGCCAACGAUAUUAAUCAAUCACUCUUCAAGCAAGGUACUCCCGAGGCCAAUAGACUAAAAGUACAAGUCGUGGCACAAAAGCACCUUGUCCUCUCAGGUGGUCAUUGGAAAAAUGAAGUGAUCAAUUGGCUCAACAACAAGGGUUUUUGA
Messenger RNA from Suillus paluster, 300 nucleotides. Its product is annotated as ribosomal protein L49/IMG2. The record is from RefSeq and is a predicted model, not a curated record. NCBI's taxonomy places the organism in Eukaryota, Fungi, Basidiomycota, Agaricomycetes, Boletales, Suillaceae. Gene Ontology annotation, molecular function: structural constituent of ribosome. Gene Ontology annotation, cellular component: ribosome; mitochondrial large ribosomal subunit. Gene Ontology annotation, biological process: translation. The transcript is spliced from 2 exons. The coding region runs from base 1 to 300 and encodes 99 amino acids.